Molecule: messenger RNA, 2034 nt
Organism: Xyrauchen texanus (razorback sucker)
Lineage: Eukaryota; Metazoa; Chordata; Actinopteri; Cypriniformes; Catostomidae
Product: acyl-coenzyme A oxidase-like protein
Exons: 19
Coding region: 45-1850 (601 amino acids)
Biological process (GO): fatty acid beta-oxidation using acyl-CoA oxidase; lipid homeostasis
Cellular component (GO): peroxisome
Molecular function (GO): acyl-CoA oxidase activity; FAD binding; fatty acid binding
Source: RefSeq, a predicted model, not a curated record
UUACACGCACAGUGAACUCGUGUUGUGUCGUGUUGUUUUCAUCCAUGGAUCAAACACAGUCCACGAGCAGCCUGGCCAGAUAUCUGGAUGGAGAAUUCUGGGAGAUUAAAGAAGCAUUGCGGGAAGAGAUUUCAAAGUGUGAACUGUUUCAGUCCAGCAGUUAUGAACUGACUCUGGAGCAAAAUAGAGACCUGACUGCAGAAAGACUGUAUUAUAUCAUCAAACUGCCACUGAUGAGAGAACACCUCAAAAAUCAGCUUAAAGAAAAACAAAAAGGUUUCAUAGCUAAGAGUCUGGGAAUCACUGAACUCAUCUGCUCAGCAGACAUGGCCACUGGAGUCAAGCUCGGUGUUGUGUGUGGACUGUAUGGCGGUGCUGUCACUAAUCUAGGCAGCCCAGAGCAGAAGGUGAAAUUGUAUCAGCCUGUUUCUGAGUUGCAGUUUACAGGCAUGUUUGCAAUGACUGAGAGAGGCCACGGUAGCAACGUACGGGGCAUUCUUACCGAGGCCCGAUACCAUGAAUCCACCCAGGAGUUUAUUAUCCACACACCUUCUGAAGAUGCUCAGAAAAUGUACAUCGGAAACGCAAUGAAAGGAAACUAUGCUGCCGUAUUUGCUCAACUCAUUAUAAAUGGAGAAUAUCAUGGUCCCCACUGUUUUAUUGUACCAAUCCGUGAUCAGAAUGGAGUCAUGUGGCCGGGAGUGACAGCGACUGACAUGAAGCACAAGGAAGGUCUGCAUGGGGUCGACAACGGCAUCUUGAUAUUUGAUAAUGUACGGAUACCACGGGAAAAUCUGCUGAGAAAGUUUGGCUCCGUAUCAGCGGAUGGUGUUUACUCGUCUCCUAUCAUCAGUAGAAGCAGUCGUUUCAAUGCUAUGCUCGCUGCCUUGACACCCACCCGCCUUGGUCUCGCCGUACAGGGCUUGGCUGCGAUGAAGUUGGGACUCAUCAUAGCAGUACGCUACAGUCACAGUCGCAGACAGUUUGGUCCCAAGGACCAGGAAGAGGUGAAGAUCAUUGAGCACCAAACGCAGCACCUGAGACUGAUGCCACACCUGGCUGCUGCCCUUGCUCUUACCUUCACCACAAGAUAUGCAGCAGUUUUGAUGGAUGAUGCGUUGUGUCAGGGUCACGACCUUCAAAGCAACCGCGCUCUGCAAGCGCUCGUCACUGGACUGAAAGCCUACAGCACGUGGGAAAACCUUGCGUGUUUGCAAGACUGCCGUGAGUGUACCGGCGGGAUGGGCUAUAUGAUGGAAAACCGAAUUCCUUCUCUGAAGUGCGAUUCCGACGUCUUCGUCACAUUUGAGGGCGACAACAUGGUGAUGCUCCAGGUGGUGGUACGAGAGCUGCUGACUCAGCACACCAAACAGAUGGCGGACAACAUGGUAAUGGGACUGAUCCGAAACUGGGCCAGCUCAGCCACAGACAGCCUCAGAACCAGCUUUCUUGGCUUCGGCGUGGACAAAGUUGGAGACCUGAUGUUCUUGCUGAAGGCUGUGAGCUACAGGGAAAGGGUGUUACAACGCAGUCUUGCAAGUCGACUUUAUGCUAAGGUAGAAAAAAACAAAGUUGAGUUUUUCAAGGCCUGGAACUCUUGUCUACAUCAUGUGACCACUUUGGCGAUGGCACACAUACAUAGAGUGACAUUGGAACAGUUCGCUCUGGCCGUUCAAGAAUGCCAAGUCAACGGCGACCGUGCCCUGCUAACCAAGUUCUGCCUGCUUCAUGGCACUUUUCUGGUGUACCAGGAGAGAGCGUGGUAUCUGGAGCACAACUACCUGACGCCCAGUACCAGCAGACAGAUCCGCGGCCAGAAGAAAGUAAGUCACACAUCUGAGAUGACAUGAGGGUGAGUAAAUUAGAGAGUUUUCAUCUUUGGCUGAACUAUCCCUUUAAAAAAAAUAGGUUUGUCUUGACUAAAACCAGUUAAUUUACAUAUUCACUUGAGGUAGAAUCAAAGCUUGCUGAUUUUCAGUCAAACAGCACUUGUGUGAUAUUCCUUAAAUGUUACUGUUGUGUGAUUGCUCCAUU